Messenger RNA from Echinostoma caproni, 187 nucleotides. NCBI's taxonomy places the organism in Eukaryota, Metazoa, Platyhelminthes, Trematoda, Plagiorchiida, Echinostomatidae. The record is from the annotation of a GenBank genome assembly.
GGUACUGGAGUUGGGUAAUUUGAAUGCCGAACGCGAUUGGGGUUUCGCCGGGGACUAUGUCCGUGCCAUGUGGUUAAUGCUGCAACAAGAUAAACCGGAAGACUUUGUGAUUGCGAGCGGUGAGAAACACUCAGUCCGCGAAUUCACCAAUUUAGCUUUCUCUCAUGUGGGAAUUCAAUUACGGUGA